UUGUUUUCUUCGUGGCUGCUAUCGAUCUGAUUUUAGGAUUAUCCCUUGAAAAAAGGGACAUGACAUUCACUUCUGCUAAACCUACCACUAUUUGAUUAUUGCCGUAGGUUCAAAAACAUCGUGUGUAUCUGAAGAUAUAAUGAAACUCAAUAAACAGGGAUGUAGCUGUAGAAAACGAAGGAAGGCUGGUACACAUUGUCAGGGUGGGUGGGUGGUAAGAUUGGUAAACUCUAAAUAAUAUGAGUGGAUUUUAAGGAUGGUCAAGGAGGUUAAUAAAUGUGGGUAGACAGCCAUGGAAAUGAGUUUUAAACUAGUUGGAAAACUUCGAGGCCCCACCCACCAUAACUACAUCCCUGAAUACAUGGUAGAAUCGAUUUUAGUUCUUACUCUCUGAUAAGAUUGGAAGAUGCUACGAUUAUACCAACGCUUUCUUGCCGUAUGUGUCAUAUCUAUUGGCUUGUGUAUGUUUAUUAUUUACAGACAACAUCCUCAUGUAACGGAAAGCAAAGGCGAAGUAGAUUCUGUUCUGAUCCGUGAGGUUGAAUAUGACAGACCUCCAAUAGACGACAGGCCUGUACUCACCCAGGAGCCAUAUCAUCCAGAUGCGAAUGUUAAGCCUGCAAAUUUAAGUGUUCUUGAGCAGCCUCUCCCAAAGCAGAAGUUUGGAGAAAUGAUACAUUAUACCAAAAACAACUCAGAAUUUGAUUUCAGGACUAAAAUCGAUUUUAAGCCAACUACUUGUUUGAACUCCAUUCAGAAGAAGCUGCAAGAAAGUGAGUGGGCAUCGGAGAUGUUCCUGCCGAACAUCACCAUGGUGAUGCAUCAGGGAAUAAUGUCAAAAGAGGAAUAUGACCGCCUACAUGAAUUCGGGCUGCCUUUUGGUUUAUAUUUCCGUGAUGAAUUAACAUAUCCAGACUUACAAGAUGUUCUAUCGAAUCUUUCACGUGAGGACAGCAUAUUAGACUUUACUGGUAAGGAGAAGCCUUCGUGUCUAAGCUGCGCUGUAGUUGGUAAUGGCGGCAUUCUCAAUGGAUCUAAACGCGGGAAAGAGAUAGAUGGUCAUGACCUUGUUUUCAGGGUGAACCAUGCAAUUCGAAGGGGGUUUGAGGAAGAUGUUGGUACCAGAACUACUCACUAUGUGAUGAUGGAUAGAUCACUAGCACACACUAGCAAAGAAGAUAUCCCAGCUGAUAAGGGGAUCAAGUAUGUUUUCUUACCGUGUAGAAGGAAUGACUAUAAAUACAUUAAUCAAGUUACCCGCAGCACAAAUCCAAGACAAAAGUUUGCUGCAGAUCCGAAAGAUAUGAGGAUUUUACAUCCAGAUUUUGCUCGUUAUGUCCACAAGGUUUGGAUGAAAGUGAAGGCAUUCCGGCCCACAACCGGUGGUAUGAUGUUCAUGUCAGCGCUUCACGCCGGAUGUGACACCGUGGAUGUGUACGGUAUGGGCUACACGAGACAAUAUUCCGAUCAUUAUUAUGAUAUGACGUACAUGCCUUUCCAGUCGUACCUAGGAAGCCAUGACUAUCGUCGAGAAACUGCAAUCAUGAAAAGCAUGGAUAAAGAUGGUAUUAUCAAUUGGUACAAGCGAGAUGUCAAAGAGUUUCUAUGAUCUGUAAAUAAAGACAUAGAUGGUGAUGGUUGUGGAGUGAACAUACAGAAUGGAAAUGGUGGAGAAUGGAAAAUUUAAUUGAGAUGAUUGUGAACUAAAACAAGGUAUUUACUACAGAUAGUAUCUAAAGCCAGGCUUCUAUAGAAUUGCUAUUUUCUCUGUAAUUGUUGCACUGCAUAGCCGAUUUGACCGACCAAUCGGCAUCGCCGACAGCGUUAACAUGUAGCGAUUUUAUGGAAAUAAAUGAAGCUUUAAGUACAGUAAAAAUUCAGUACCCCUUAAUUCUUAAUCAUUGCACUAUAUAGAGAAUAAGGGAGUUUGGAUUGGAUUGGAUUUAUUCGGUGUAAACACCAAGGAUAGCCCAUGAAAAUCUAGAAGAAGACUUAUUUCCAGUGGGGUUCUUCUGGGGGUGAUUGGACAGUACACCGAGAGGUACA
Molecule: messenger RNA, 2046 nt
Organism: Anneissia japonica
Lineage: Eukaryota; Metazoa; Echinodermata; Crinoidea; Comatulida; Comatulidae
Product: alpha-N-acetylgalactosaminide alpha-2,6-sialyltransferase 1-like
Exons: 9
Coding region: 407-1609 (400 amino acids)
Molecular function (GO): sialyltransferase activity
Source: RefSeq, a predicted model, not a curated record